CAAACUUUAUGUUGCGUAGGAGCUAUUCCUUUAGCAAGGCAAGGUAAGGUUUUAGCUGCCGCAGCAUUACGUUUAGAUGAUAAAAGUGCCAUCGUACGUAAAUACGCGUUACAAUUACUACGUGUCUUACUUCAAGCCAAUCCUUUCGCUGCUAAGUUAAACAAAGAAGAAAUUUCCAAGUCGUUAGAAAAAGAAGAAAUGAAGUUGAGAAACAUGCAGACGAAAAUGGUUAGCAAAAGUGCUCGCGGUGAUAGUCAAAGAUUAGAACUGUGGAACACUCUGCUUCCGGAAAUAAGAAAAGCAUUAAAAGAAAUUAGUAACGAUACAACGGAAAAAAGUAAAAAACGAGACAAAGGUGAUGAGAGUGAGGAAGAGGAAGAAAAUGACGACGACGAAGAAAACUUUAAUCCUGAUACAGCAUUUGAAAAUGUUAGACAAUUAAUGUUAAAAGGAGAGAUUUUUGUAGCGGUGAAAUAUUUGUGGAAGGCUUGUAUGAAAUUGAAGCAAAAUCCAAAUAUGAACAAAUUUUCUUUCGAAGCAAAAGAGGAAUUUUUAUUUUUACUUUUAUUGAAAACGUUUAUGGAAUCGGAGAAUAACGAAAAUAAUGCGCAAGUAAAUGCAAAUACAACGCAGUCAUCGGACAAAGAUAGAGAAAAACAGGAAGUAGAAUCGCAAAAACGACUUGUAAAUUAUUUGAGAAACUGUUUGGUAUUUGCAAACGAAUUGGAAAUCGCUAUACCGAUGGCAGAGAAAUUGCUUUUUUCUACAACAGCAGGUGAUGCCAUUGAAGCGUGUACUUUACUUGGUACAGCGUACCAGUUUGGUGUAGCUGGGGCUGAAGUCGCUAUACGCGAUGCUUUGUCUCAAGUAUUUCAUCAGGAUCUUUCAGUACGCAAUAACGUAGCUGUAGUAUACAAAGACAUUUACUUGAGUACUAAUGAAAAAGUAUCAGACAGACAAAAAGCCCUGUUACGUGUUAAAGCUUUGAUCGAAUUAUUGAAAGGAUUGAAGCCUGGUCAAAGUCAAGCUUUGAAUAAACUUAUUUUAACGUGGUACGGUAAUAGUGAUCUAGGCAGCGAAGAAUUACAGGUUUUAUGGGGAAAGUUUUCAAUGAAAUCAUCGGAUACAGAUCCAUUAGAUAGUAGAACAGCUUUGAUGCUGAUAACGAUGAUAGGUCAAGCUCAAGAUUGUAUUUUAACUGAAAAUUUGGAUGUAUUAAUAAAAGUGGGCAUGGGGCCACGAGCAAAAACUGAUCUUCUUCUAGCCAGAGAUACAUGCAGAGCGUUGAUGAAGAUAAAAAAUAAAGGUGACGACGCUGAAAAAUCACCUAUUAGGUAUCCCAAUGAUCAUGAAAUGUUUAGAGAAAUCGUUACGUUACUAAUAGAAAAUUUUACUAACACAAAAGAAGACGGAUACGUGUCGUUCGCAACAGACGCUAUUAACGCCAUUUAUCAGUUAGCAAAUCAGCCUGCUCAUUUAAUGGAGCACGUAAUAUUAGAAGUGUGUAACCGAGGAAAAUUCAAUAAUAACGAUAAGACGCUACUCAUUCCAUCUUACUGGGUAUCGAAAUUUCUAUAUUUAGUCGGACACAUUGCAAUUAGAGAAAUGGUACAUCUGGACACGUCAGUCUACUCGGAAUUAAAGCGAAGAGAGACGAUACGAAAAUCAAGAAACACAAAGAAAUCAGAUAGAAAUAAAGGGAAUACUCGUAAAUUCAGUACCGUGAACAAAUCGUUCACUACCCCAAAUAGCGCGAGGCAGAUGAUUCGUAAUAAAGAGGCGAGCAUAGUGGAAGAUAAUGGAGAGGAAGCUGUGGAAGGAGCAGCAGACGAUGAGGAAGCAGAAUUGAUAAACAAUGUUCUUGAAAAUCAUAUUGUAACUGGAGACGGACUUCUAACAAAAUUUGUUCCGCUAGUGUUACAUGUAUGUCAAAAUCCCAAUAAGUAUAACGACGAAGAUAUGCAACAAGCUGGUACUCUUGCUCUCAGUAAAAUGAUGACAGUGAGCUCAAUAUUUUGCAAAGAAAACUUGCAGCUUUUAAUUACGAUAUUGGAACGUUCGCCGUACCCUAGAAUUCGAGCAAACGUUCUUAUCGGAAUAAUGGAUCUUGCAUCGAAAUUUCCAAAUGAAGUUGAACCAUGGAUGAAACACAUUUACGGCAGACUACGGGAUAAAGAUACCCACGUACGAAGUACCUGUGUUCGUGUUUUAUCGAGUCUUAUAAUGAGAGACAUGGUGCGUAUCAGAGGCCAGAUAUCGGAAUUAGCUCUCUGCAUAGUCGACGAAGACUUUGAAAUUCGUGAAAGUGCAAAACAAUUUUUCGGAGGAUUUUCGCAGAAAAGCAAUGCCUUGUACAAUAUAAUGCCCGACAUAUUGUCUCAAUUAACCGAUCCUAAUUUAGAUAUAAGCGAAUCGGAUUUCCGAGAGGUUCUAAAGCACAUCUUAGGUUUAUUGCAAAAGGAAAAACAAAUCGAGACUAUAAUCGAUCGAAUUUGCGUCAGAUUUCAACUGGCUACUACAGAAAGACAGUGGCGUGAUUUUUCAUACUGUCUCUCACUCUUACAAUUUGGCCCGAAAAGUAUACAACGUCUUAUCGAAUGUUUGCCUCUAUUGAAGGAGAAAAUUUACCAUCAGGAAGUUUUAAAAGCUUUGCAGAAUGUUGUGGAACAGUGCAAAAAAAAACCGAAUACAAAAGUAGCUGGUACAGAACUGGAAGAAAAAAUAGAGGAACUUCUCAAAGGUAGAACGGAGAAUGGUGAUAACGAAAUCAUGCCACCGCCACAAGCACCGGUAAAAAGAAACCGUGUUAGACGUUUAAGGCGCAAAAGUAGUAGCGAUGAAGAGGAUGACGAUGCCAAUAGUGAUCCCGAUGCAGUACCUCCUGUAACGAAACAUCUUAGGGCAACCCCGUCAACUUCAAAAAAGUUACCAAGUCGAAACAAAGACAAUAAUUCGAGUGCUGCUUCAGUAUCGAGAAAUAGAAAGUCCGUUUCAACUCCGUCGGGUACUCCGAAAAGAACUUCGGCACGUUUAUCGCAGUCGCGAACUAAACAAUAAAAUUUGCGAUUACAUUAGUAGAAUUAAUGUAUAGUUUUCUACUGUUUAAUAUAUGUCGUAUAGAGAAAGUAAAAAUAAGAGGAAAAGACGUGUAUAUUUUCACACGAUCUCGUAAAACCGAUGAGAAUGUCAAAUGUUUUGUAGAAUUAUUCUUUGUUUUAGUAGGGUGAAGAAAUUUCUUGUAAGUUACAUGCUUCCUUCUGUAAAAGACUUUGGUCUGAGAUAGAUAGGUCCAACUGUACAAAUGAACCACUUUUUUUUUGCAUGUAACGAAUCAAGAAAGUAUUACUUUCAUUUGUUUAUAAAGGUGCAGAGUUGUCUACGCAACUGCAACGGAUUUUGUGUUACAUUAAAUUGUGUCUUUCAUUAAAAUGUUCUUUCUUUA
Molecule: messenger RNA, 3442 nt
Organism: Hylaeus anthracinus
Lineage: Eukaryota; Metazoa; Arthropoda; Insecta; Hymenoptera; Colletidae
Product: condensin complex subunit 1-like
Exons: 7
Biological process (GO): mitotic cell cycle; meiotic chromosome condensation; mitotic chromosome condensation
Cellular component (GO): condensed chromosome, centromeric region; nucleus
Molecular function (GO): histone binding
Source: RefSeq, a predicted model, not a curated record